Molecule: messenger RNA, 1556 nt
Organism: Serinus canaria (Common canary)
Lineage: Eukaryota; Metazoa; Chordata; Aves; Passeriformes; Fringillidae
Gene: ABHD13
Product: abhydrolase domain containing 13
Exons: 3
Coding region: 223-1236 (337 amino acids)
Cellular component (GO): membrane
Molecular function (GO): palmitoyl-(protein) hydrolase activity
Source: RefSeq, a predicted model, not a curated record
ACGAGGGAGAACGGCCGAGCUGUGCCCUGGAAACGGAACUGCGGCUGCGGUGACUUCCUGCCUCGGGAGGAAGGAGCGGUGGUUGAAGUUGCGCGUCGGGGUCUUCGCUGGCCCGAGGCACCGGCGGCGGCCGCCCGGGAGGAUGCGGCGGGCAGAGAUGAAGCCUGGGAAAUCAUCACAUCCAAAGGAUUUACUUGGAGUAAAAGAUCACUGACUUCUACAAUGGAAAAAUCAUGGAUGCUUUGGACCUUUGUUAAAAGAUGGCUGCUAGCUUUGGCUUCCUGGUCUUGGAGUCUCUGCCGUAUUUGUCUAUUGCCCCUGAUAGUGACUUUUCACUUGUAUGGAGGCAUUAUACUCCUUAUAUUAAUAUUUGUAUCAAUAGCGGGUAUAUUAUAUAAAUUCCAGGAUGUUCUGCUUUACUUUCCUGAGCAGCCCUCUUCGUCACGCCUUUAUGUUCCUAUGCCUACUGGUAUACCACAUGAAAACAUCUUCAUCAAAACCAAAGAUGGAGUUCUUCUCAAUCUUAUUCUGCUGAGAUACACGGGGGACAAUGCAGCGUAUUCUCCAACCAUCAUUUACUUUCAUGGGAACGCAGGCAACAUUGGCCACAGGUUGCCAAAUGCUUUGUUGAUGCUGGUAAACUUGAAAGUAAACUUAAUUCUGGUCGAUUAUAGAGGGUAUGGCAAAAGCGAAGGAGAAGCAAGCGAAGAAGGCUUGUACUUAGAUUCUGAGGCUGUCUUAGACUAUGUGAUGACUCGGUCUGAUCUUGAUAAAACAAAAAUUUUUCUUUUUGGCCGUUCCUUGGGGGGAGCAGUAGCUAUUCACUUAGCCUCUGAAAAUUCCCAUAGGAUUUCUGCCAUCGUGGUGGAGAACACCUUUCUUAGCAUCCCAUACAUGGCCAGCACUUUGUUCUCAUUCUUUCCGAUGAGGUAUCUUCCGCUGUGGUGCUACAAAAAUAAAUUUCUAUCCUACAGAAAAAUCUCUCAGUGCAGAAUGCCUUCUCUCUUCAUCUCUGGGUUGUCCGACCAGUUAAUUCCACCAGUUAUGAUGAAGCAACUUUAUGAAUUAUCCCCAGCUCGGACUAAGAGAUUGGCAAUAUUUCCCGAUGGAACUCACAAUGACACUUGGCAGUGCCAGGGUUAUUUCACUGCACUUGAACAGUUCAUCAAAGAAGUAAUAAAGAGUCACUCCCCUGAAGAAAUGGCGAAAACAUCAUCUAAUGUAACAAUAAUAUAAUUGAUAUUCUCCUUUGGGGUGGAGUGGGGCAAGUACCUGCACUGUACCUUGAUUUGUGAUAAGUGGUAAAAGGAUGUCUGUUUUUAAAUGUAUGUCAUGUCUGUACUUGCCUAAAGAGUGAAAUUAAACUUGGAAAGGUCUGAUAUUUUAUUAAGGUGUUCCAGAUAACUUUUACAUUUGCAGCAUUGUAAAUGAACCAUUUUAUGUCUUUCUCCUACUUUUUUGGUAUCUCUGUCCAUAUAUUCCACUUGUUUGAUAUGUACAACAGAUGCUAUUAAAGAAACUUGCUACAAAAGUAGUACAGAAUGUAUUUAGAACAA